Messenger RNA from Caenorhabditis remanei, 261 nucleotides. RefSeq lists its product as uncharacterized. The transcript is spliced from 3 exons. The coding region runs from base 1 to 261 and encodes 86 amino acids. Lineage: Eukaryota; Metazoa; Nematoda; Chromadorea; Rhabditida; Rhabditidae. The record is from RefSeq and is a predicted model, not a curated record.
AUGGAACACUCACUAUCAAUAGAGGAUGCUAGAACAUGUGUCGCUUGGGAAACUAAGAAAAGGACGACAUUGAGAACAGUUCUGGAAAUCAAGAAGACGGCAGGCCCAUCCCCUGGCAGUGGAAACUUUCAUUUCAGAAAGCGAGGAAGUUCGAAACGCGCCAUGUCUGGACCUGCUCAUAAGAAAACGUCAUCAACUUCGAUGGAAUUGAGCGACACUGUAGAUGAGGAAGACGAUCACUUCGAUGAGAGCAACGAAUAA